CUGUGGAUUGAGGACGUGACCGGCAAGAGGAUGGGAGACAGCUUCAUGGAGAGCCUGAAGGACGGGGGGCUGCUGUGCGAACUCAUUAACGUUCUGCAGCCGGGUUCCGUGAGAAAGAUCAACACAUCCACUCAGAACUGGCACCAGCUGGAAAACAUCGGGAACUUUGUGCGUGCGAUCACCGAGUACGGCCUGAAGCCACAUGACCUGUUCGAGGCCAAUGAUCUGUUCGAGAAUGUCAACUACACUCAGGUCCAGAGCACACUGCUCGCUCUGGCUGGCAUGGCCAGGUCCAAAGGUUUCCCGUCCAAGUACGACAUGGGAGUGAAGUACGCCGAGAAGCACCAGCGCCGCUUCGCCCCCGAGAAGCUGAGGGAGGGACGCAACGUCAUCGGCCUGCAGAUGGGCACCAACAAGCUCGCCAGCCAGAAGGGUAUGACCUCGUACGGCACCCGACGUCACCUGUACGAUUCCAAGAGUGGCAUGGACAACCCGCUGGACCAGUCCACCAUCAGCCUGCAGAUGGGCACCAACAAGGGAGCCAGCCAGGCCGGGAUGACGGCUCCGGGAACCAGGAGGCACAUCUUCGACAAGAAGCUGGAUCUGGAGAACUGCGACAGCACCACCAUCUCCCUGCAGAUGGGCACCAACAAGGUGGCGUCCCAGCAGGGCAUGACCUCCUACGGCCUGGGCCGCCAGGUCUACGACAACAAGUACUGCUCCAACCCCACGGAGGCCUGCGACAACGGCAGCGAGGCCGAGUUCGACGGCUACAACCAGUACUCGGAUGAAUAA
Limanda limanda (common dab) is the source of this 795-nucleotide messenger RNA. RefSeq names its product calponin 1, basic, smooth muscle, b (gene cnn1b). The record is from RefSeq and is a predicted model, not a curated record. The transcript has 6 exons. Gene Ontology annotation, biological process: actomyosin structure organization. NCBI's taxonomy places the organism in Eukaryota, Metazoa, Chordata, Actinopteri, Pleuronectiformes, Pleuronectidae. Gene Ontology annotation, molecular function: actin binding. Bases 31 to 795 code for a protein of 254 amino acids.